Molecule: messenger RNA, 1649 nt
Organism: Spodoptera exigua (beet armyworm)
Lineage: Eukaryota; Metazoa; Arthropoda; Insecta; Lepidoptera; Noctuidae
Source: the annotation of a GenBank genome assembly
AGCAAUUCAUUUAAAUAGUGUGAAAUUUUACAAAUUAAAACAUGUGGCUUAUAGUAAUGUUGUUAACACUAUGUGGUGUAGUCCAAGGGGUCUCUAAGGUUCCAUUAGUGUCAACAAAAAUUGGUCAGAUACAAGGAUUGCAGUUUGGGGACGGACACAACAAGUUUCUGGGAGUACCUUACGCAGUCGUGAACAAAAAUAAUCCAUUUGGGCCAUCAACGCCGCAUCCUGGUUUCAAUGAAACCUUUCAAGCCUACGAGUCAAAAAUGUGUCCCCAAAUACAAGAUAAUGUCGCAGUUGGAACACUUGACAGCCUCAUCUUGAACAUCUACGUGCCAAAAUCAGCUAGCUCUCAAAAUCUUUUACCAGUCAUGGUAUGGAUACACGGAGGAGGCUUUAUUGAUGGUAGCGCUGACGAUAAAGGCAAGAGUUCUCCAGAAGAAUUCAUGAAACAUGACGUCAUAGUUGUAGGAGUCAACUACAGACUUGGUGUGUACGGCUUCUUGUGUCUGGACAUCCCUGAAGUACCAGGAAACCAAGGCCUAAAGGACCAAGUGCUUGCGUUCAGAUGGAUCAGGGAUAACAUAGAAGCCUUUGGUGGAAAUCCUAAUAAUGUGACCGCGUUUGGUUGCAGUGCUGGUGGCAUUUCCGUCAAUCUACAUCUUCUUUCACCAUAUGAGAAAUUAUUUGAAAAAGCGAUAAUUCAAAGUGGUACUGUUUAUGCAAGAUUUUGGUUAAGUGAAGAAGAUUAUAGUGUGCCCAUUAAAAUAGCUAAAGAAUUAGGCUUUAAUACAACUGAUAAACUUGAAGCUGUGAAAUAUCUUUCAACUGUUGAUCCUCUUGUAGUUAUGAAAGCAGUUAAAGAUUUGAACAACGCUGGAGCUAAUAUUAAUUCAAAAACAGUGCCAUGUGUUGAAAAAGAGUUUGAAGGAAUUAAAAACUUUGUAACAAAACGCGUAAAAAAUAUUGUAUCAUCAACCAAAGUAGAAACGACUCCUAUUUUACUAGGUGACAAUAGCAACGAAGCUGCAGUUGUCGUGCAUUCAGUUAAUGAUGAAUUUUAUAAAUCAUUCGAUUUCGGAACGCAUUUACCAUUAGGAUUUCAUUUUGAUGAAGCUGUUGCUGAAGAUGCUAAGAAUAGCGUAAAGGAUUUCUAUGCAAAAGAUGGCAAUUUGGAUAAGGUUAAAGAAGGUGUAUUAAAAUUCAUGUCAGAUUUUUAUUUUUCACAUCCAACGCAAAGAACUCAGGACUUGUUGUUGGAUAUUGGAGCUAGCCCAUUGUAUCGAUAUAUUUUCUCAUAUAGCGGCGGAAGGAAUAUGGUCAAAGUGACACAACAUUUUAAUGCAACGGGAGCUACGCAUGGCGAUGAUCUUGGAUACUUAUUUUAUUAUGAAGAAUUUGGAAAAACGAAUGCUCAAGAUCAAAUCAUGGUUGAUAGAAUGACCACAUUGUGGAGCAAUUUCGCAAAGUAUGGGGAUCCAACCCCUAACAAAACGGACUUGCUUCCAAUCAAAUGGGAACCUACAACUCAAGCUAGCCCUAAAUAUUUAAAUAUUGAUUUAGAUCUAAGCUUAGGAGCUACGCCUUUUCCUGACAGAAUGGAGUUCUGGAAUAAAUUCUACAAUCUUUAUGAAGAAUACCAAAUAUGA